This is a messenger RNA of Fusarium keratoplasticum, 645 nucleotides long. RefSeq lists its product as uncharacterized. Bases 1 to 645 code for a protein of 214 amino acids. The transcript has 3 exons. NCBI's taxonomy places the organism in Eukaryota, Fungi, Ascomycota, Sordariomycetes, Hypocreales, Nectriaceae. The record is from RefSeq and is a predicted model, not a curated record.
AUGAAGGUAUCAAGAGAGACCCUCUCAAUCACUGCGACAGUGGCUAUUUACCCCGCUCGACUGGUCCAGCUCGGCAGCCUGGUCAUCACGGGCUACGCAGUAUGCUACCUCGUUUGGAUGCAUCACUUCCACUACUGUGCCUUCUAUGGCUGCGGAACAAGGGUCCCUGAUAGCGUCUCUGUACCGCUCGGUGAGGUUCUUUUGAUCACUGCUUCCGUCCUCGUCACGCUUGAGUGGAUGCUCUUUGGAACUAUCCUGGCGUUGAAAGCACACACAGGAAAGCCGGCUCUAGUCGAUACGUCGGCACAGUUUGCCUGUUCAUGUUUCUCGCUGUUCGUCUACUCGAUUGGCCUCGUUGCCUUCACAUCUAUCCCGACAGUCCGAGCAACAUGGCCAUAUUGCUACAACAUGUGGAGGAGCAACGUUUAUGACCCGCCCGAGAAAUACUUCUGCAUCGUGACGCAGAAUGCCGUAACAUGUGGACUGAUCGCAUGGAUCACUACCAUGAUUGUUUCUUUACUCAACUUGAUUCAGUUCAGAAAAGAUCGUGCUGUCGGGGCCAUUCGACUUGGUGAUGAUACGCGGUCGCCCACUGAUGCUGACGCCGUGUCGAUUCCAGAUGUGGCCAUCGAUCACUCAGCGUAG